Schistosoma turkestanicum is the source of this 801-nucleotide messenger RNA. The record is from the annotation of a GenBank genome assembly. NCBI's taxonomy places the organism in Eukaryota, Metazoa, Platyhelminthes, Trematoda, Strigeidida, Schistosomatidae.
UCAUGGCAAUGGUAGCGCGUGGUUUGCUCUACCGCCGGUGAGAAUUCGAGAUUGUGUCCUUUCAGUUUGACAGAUUACCCUAAAUCUCCUCAGAUCUUUCGGAAGGAAGGCUCUUUUGCACAAAUUUAAGAGCUUUCUUUAGGUAGAAACGUGUCUGAAUCCUAGAUUUCAACCUAUCGACAACAGCUAGACUUUUCAAUUCCAUGUCUCAUCAAGGAGCCGCACUUCAAAACUACAAUAACGAACUUGUAAAAUGCUUUGAAGAACUUUGUAAAAGACGAGAAGAUUUACAACGACAAAUUCAACAAGAUGAAACUGAACGUGCUAAACUUCAAAGAGAAAUAAACAUUCUUAAUGAAAAGCUUAGUCGAGUAAAUGAAUCGUUAGAGAAAAAACUUUCGGCACGAAAUGAAUAUGAUAGAACAAUUACAGAGUCUGAAGCAGCUUAUAUGAAGAUCCUAGAGAGUUCUCAAACUCUUUUAACUGUUCUAAAAAGAGAAGGUCAAAAUAUUGUCCAAAAGGCAACUGCUGCGAAAAAUGUUCCAUUUUAAUUUUAUCCAGUCAUGGGAAUUUGCAAUAUUCUUAGUUAUUUGUAAAUAAUGUUUUUGUUUUUUUUACUAAUGAAGCUCCUUAUAAUGAAUUUUGUUACCGGUCAAUAUAUAUAAUAUGCAAACAAACAUCUUCAAUAAAAUUUUUUUAAUAUGAAUUGUAGUUACUCUAUGAGAAUAAUUUUCGACACAUUCGUUUUAUCAACUAAAAUGAAUUGUGUAUUAUUUAUCUGUCAGAGAAUGUCAUUCGAAA